Messenger RNA from Aspergillus ruber CBS 135680, 2160 nucleotides. RefSeq names its product DDE-domain-containing protein. Lineage: Eukaryota; Fungi; Ascomycota; Eurotiomycetes; Eurotiales; Aspergillaceae. Gene Ontology annotation, molecular function: DNA binding; zinc ion binding. The coding region runs from base 276 to 2090 and encodes 604 amino acids. The record is from RefSeq and is a predicted model, not a curated record. Gene Ontology annotation, cellular component: nucleus. The transcript has a single exon.
CCGCCCGCCUGAUCUCGGAAGAAAUAGCCAAGAACUUUGGAGAAGAGGUCGCUGUCCACAUUACUGAUGCGACUGACGCUGAGAGGGCCGAGGUUUGGUCGACAAGUCACCCAGCAACCUCCGACGUCAGCCUCCGGAGAAAGCGAGGGAGAAACGGCGAAGGAGACAGAAGCGCCAAAGGUUGAAUAAAGAGACACCCAGGCGGUUUCUCUAGGCUUAUCAGUCAGAAUUACUUACGCCGGGUCCGUGACGUCCUCAGGACUGGUCAUAAUUGUAUGAGAAGCUCUCGGGCUUCUUGCUGGCUAGUCGCCGCUAGCUAUUGCUAUCGAGUCUGGUGUUAUUCAUCUGGGGGUGAUAACGUAUUCCACGGGCGAGCGGCGCGCACGGGCGAGCGGCGCGUUUUCCCCGCGACCACCAAAUAUUCGAUUAACUACCUCCUUCAACAUAUUAUAUCUUCACCAUUUCAAUCCAUAAUGCCUAAAUCUCAAGAAUCUAACAUUCAAAUGGCUAUAUCUGCCUAUAAUUCGAAAAAAAUCAAGUCAAAAAAGGAAGCUGCCAAGGUGUUUGGGGUAUCUGAAACUACUCUUCGCGAGCGGCUCAAGGGAAGAAAACCACGCACAGAAACACGCGCAAAUAAUCAUAUAUUAUCACCUAUUCAAGAAGAAGUCCUUGUUAAGCAAAUACUGAAUGCAGACAAACGUGGUUUUCCAAUUCGUCCGGAGUUCCUACGUCAAAUGGCUCAGAUACUGCUUCAAAAACAGACCCCUACCUCUACUCCAAACAUAGGAGUCAACUGGGCAUCUACUUUUGUUAGACGCCAUCCACAACUGCGGACACGGUUUAAUCGACGAAUACCAUACCAGCGGGCGAAGCAGGAGGAUCCAAAGAUCAUCAAACAAUGGUUUAAUAUGAUAUUAGAGACGAUUCAAGAGCAUGGUAUCCAUGAAGAUGAUAUCUGGAAUUUUGAUGAGACUGGCUUUGCAAUGGGUCUCUGUACAACGUCAAAGGUUAUUACUGCAGCUGAGCGCAGUGAGCAACCACGUACAGUCAUCCAAGGAAACCGUGAGUGGGUCACAAUCAUUGAAUGUGUAGGGUCAAAUGGAUGUUCAAUUCCUCCGGUGGUGAUCCUCAAAGGGAAGGAGCAUCAAGCUUCUUGGUAUCAAGGAUCAGCCCUCUCUCAAGAUUGGAGGCUAGCCACAAGUCAGAAUGGCUGGACUACUGAUAUAAUGGGCUUACGCUGGCUUAAAGAGGUGUUUGAGCCAUAUUCCAAACACUAUUCAGUUGGUUCAAAGCGGCUACUUAUACUUGAUGGCCAUAGUAGCCAUUUAAGUGCAGAGUUCGAUGGAUUCUGCAAAGAACAUGCAAUCAUUUGUCUCUGUAUGCCACCUCAUUCAUCUCAUCUUCUUCAACCACUAGAUGUUGGUGUUUUCGGGCCAUUAAAGCGUGCAUAUGGGAAGCUAGUUGAGGGAAUGAUGAUCGCUGGCAACAACCAUAUUGAUAAGGAUGAUUUCUUAUCUCUCUAUCCAUCUGCACGCGAGAAGGUCUUUACCAAAGAGAAUAUCUAUGGUGGCUUUGCUGGAGCAGGGAUCAAACCAUUAGAUAAAGAAAGGGUUCUCUCAAAAAUUACCUUUCAACUGCGUACGCCAACACCACCACUUCUGACUGAAGGGUCAAUAUCAUCUGCAUUUCAGACCCCUCAAAAUACUCGCCAACUUGAUCAUAAGAUCUACGAUCUACAGAGAAGUCUUAAUAAGAAAAGACGGCUGUCGAGCAGCCCUGUAUCUCACCUUCAACAUCUUGAGAAAUCUGCACAGAUGGCAAUGAAUAUGAAUCUACUUCUUCACCAAGAAAUCAAAGUUCUACGGACAGAGAAUGAGCGGAAGAUGACGAAGAAAGCACGCAGGCGUGGUAACCUAGGUCAAGAUACUAUGCUAUCUAUACAGGAAGGUCAGGAGCGUGUUCAGCAGCUUGAUAGAGUGGUUGAAGCAGAGGUCGAAGCGGAUAUUCAACGGCCACGCCAGCGAGCUCCACCACGCUGUAGUGGCUGUGGGACUAUUGGACAUAUUAUACGCAGUUGCCCUAGUAAAUAACUACAUGUUCAAUUACUAGAUAGUCUUAAUUUACUGAUUUUUUCAAAUUACAAGCAUGUUGAUGGUUGAG